ACCUCCGCCGGACGCGCACGCUCGCCGCGCUCCGCUUUACGACACCCGCACCGAACUCGCGCUAUGCCGCCAUCCCGACGAAAUUGUGUUUUCGUUUACUUUUUUUGCUUACGAUAUAGCCCUGAAAUGCCUCAGUGAUUUGUAGUACACAAACAUAGUGAAAUAAAUUUAUUCAUUUUAAUAAUAGGUCAAUAAACUUAACAAAUACUGAUACCAAUCGCCGACGAUGGUGUCAGAAGGGGCUCUGCCCGUAGUUUGGUGUGUACGAGAUAAUCAAUUAGUGCCUCACCAAGUUUCUGGUGUAAAAUUGCAAGGAGCUGUUACAGGAGCUCAUAUAGCAGCAGUGACAGACUUUUUACGUAUGGUUGCUGGAACCCGUAUUGUUUUACCGCAUACAGAAAUUCAUGAAGAUAUAGACAAUGAUCUUAAUCAAGAAAAAGAAAAUUCUACAAGACGACGUAAAAUGUCAAUGCAAGUGGAAGUACCUUGUGUUUUUGUUACGGAAAAAGCUUUACAGAAAGCAAAAAGCCGCAGUAAUUCUUUAGAUGAAAAGGUAUUAUUUAAUAAUUGUAAUGCAUCGUCUACUACCAAAAGUUAUUUAGAAUUAGAUAAAAAAUCAAAGUCAUUAGAUAUGAAGUCUGAGGACCCCCAUCUUGGAGUUGAAAAUGAAUUUAUUAAUACGUUUACACAACGAAUAACAAGAAUAAUUGAAUUAGAUGAUAUAAAUCCUAAUGUACGGAAUAAUGAAUUUGAAAAAGAGGCACUACAAAGGAUAACAAGAAUAAUUGAAUUCGAAAAUAAUAAAACAAAAUCAGUGUGCAAUACUGAUGUAGAAAAUGAAGCACCGCAGAGGAUUACCAGAAUAAUAGAAUUAAAUGAAGACAAUUCAUUCACAACAAUUACUAAUGGAGACGUGGAUAAAGAAUGUUCUCAACGAUUAAGUAAAAUAAUUGAAUUGGAAAAAGAAGUCUCUUUUCCUAGUAUGACAAAGAUAAUAGAAAUGGAAAACGAAAUAUCGAAUGAAAGGAGAAUAUCUCUUACAAAUGAACGAGAGACUGGUGGUGGAAUGAUCGAAAGUUAUACCGAAGAUAUAGUUGUUAGAUCUAAAUUAUCACACAGAACUACCCCUAGAAUCAGUGUUGAUUCUUCGUGCUCCGAAAACUCUUAUGUUAAUAUCGAUUGCUUUAAGAGUUUGCAGGAUGUAAGAAAAGAAGAAGUGGCAGAUGAUGGUGUAACCCCUGAACCAUCACCGGCUUGUAGGUCUAUUCGUUCUAGAUUUCCAAGAAAGAAAACCUCUGUAUGUUCGAUUGGCUCCUCGGACUAUGAUGAGGUAGAUGUUAUUUUUAAAUCUAAACCUAAAUCUAGUCAGUGGUUGAGUUUCGAUUGGAUACCACCACCACCCAAAGAAGAGCCAGUGAUAACGCAAGUCUGUGAUAAAAAUGAUUUUAUAACAAAAUGGAUAGCAGAACAAAAUUCUCAAGAUUCGGGCAUAGUUGCAGAUGAGAGAAGAAAGAGUCUUCCCCCGAAAUCAAAUGAAAUAUAUCUCCAAAAUAUGAGGCGAUUCAGUGAUGGAUUACAAAUAUGUAAGGAAGAUGCAGCCAGCGAUUCCCCAGCUACAGUUAAAUGGAAAUGGCACGACAUUGUAAAACGACACCUGCAACUUUUAAAAAAUGAUAAAGGAUUUAGAAGACAAAGAGGAAGUUGGAUGAGAACUGCCCGGCGACUAUCAGGCACUAAUAUAAAUAGUAAAAACGUAGAAUCCCUGCCGCUUGAAACAUAUAUGAAACUCAACAGCAUGCCAUGGUACUUCCGCAAAAUAAAACGAAUUGAGGCGGAGAAAAAGUUGCUCCUACCGGAGAACGAGCACGGCGCUUUCCUUAUCCGCGACUCGGAGAGCCGCCACAACGACUUCUCACUAUCAGUGCGAGAUGGUGACACCGUAAAACACUACCGAAUAAGGCAACUGGAUGAGGGUGGGUUCUUCAUCGCCAGACGCACUACCUUCCGUACACUCCAAGAGCUCGUAGAACACUACAGCAAGGAUGCUGAUGGAUUAUGCGUUUCACUCAGCAAACCUUGUGUACAGGUCGAGAAGCCGGUCACAGAAGGCCUUUCCCAUAGAACACGCGAUCAAUGGGAGAUUGACCGUUCCUCGCUCAAGUUUGUAAAGAAACUAGGACACGGACAGUUCGGUGAGGUAUGGGAAGGCCAGUGGAACAAUACUACUCCUGUUGCCAUUAAAACCCUGAAAUCUGGAACCAUGGAUCCAAAGGACUUCCUCGCCGAGGCCCAGAUUAUGAAAAAGUUGCGACACAAUAAGUUAAUCCAAUUAUAUGCUGUCUGUACGCUCGAAGAACCUAUUUACAUCAUCACAGAACUGAUGAAAAAUGGAUCCUUGCUUGACUAUUUGCAAGGCAAAGGCCGUGGCUUGAAACUGCAACAGUUGAUCGACAUGGCGGCGCAGAUCGCUUCUGGUAUGGCGUAUCUCGAGUCGCAGAAUUACAUCCAUCGCGAUUUAGCCGCUAGGAACGUGCUCGUCGCCGAUGCUAAUAUCGUUAAGAUUGCUGAUUUCGGACUCGCCAGACUUAUAAAGGAGGAUGAAUAUGAAGCACGCGUUGGUGCACGCUUCCCUAUUAAAUGGACGGCGCCCGAAGCUGCUAACUAUAGCAAAUUCUCAAUUAAAUCUGAUGUUUGGUCAUUUGGUAUUUUGCUCACUGAGCUUGUCACAUAUGGCCGUAUACCGUAUCCGGGGAUGACAAACGCAGAGGUCCUUCACCAAGUGGAGCACGGAUACCGCAUGCCGUGCCCGCAGAACUGUCCUGCGGCACUCUACGAGAUCAUGUUGGAGUGUUGGCAUAAGGACCCGGUGAAGCGGCCCACGUUCGAGACCCUGCAGUGGAAGCUCGAGGACUUCUUCACCAUGGACAACUCUGAGUACAAGGAGGCAUCCGCCUACUGAGCCCGGCCUUCCCUGCCGCCCCACCGACACGCACACUCACAUCACACGCCAGGCCUGUACCACAUGCCGCCGGAGCUACAGAUGUUACACAACAGCGCAUCAAUGCAACACCUCCAAAUGCUCCAACUGGCGGCUCA
Achroia grisella is the source of this 3096-nucleotide messenger RNA. It is a transcript of the gene Src42A, whose product is annotated as tyrosine-protein kinase Src42A. Bases 227 to 2959 code for a protein of 910 amino acids. Gene Ontology annotation, molecular function: ATP binding; signaling receptor binding; non-membrane spanning protein tyrosine kinase activity. NCBI's taxonomy places the organism in Eukaryota, Metazoa, Arthropoda, Insecta, Lepidoptera, Pyralidae. The record is from RefSeq and is a predicted model, not a curated record. The transcript has 8 exons. Gene Ontology annotation, cellular component: extrinsic component of cytoplasmic side of plasma membrane. Gene Ontology annotation, biological process: protein phosphorylation; cell surface receptor protein tyrosine kinase signaling pathway; cell differentiation.